GUUUCGUAAAGCAGUGUUUAAAAAGGCUCGCGCUACUGUUUGCCCGUGUGUACACCACAUUUUUCUCACAGACAUCAACUCAUUCAAACUACUUAACUGUUAUUCAAAGCAAUAGGUUUAAAUUCAGUACGGUAGUUAUAUCACACGUAAGUUGUUUUAAACUUUAUGAACUAUUUUAAAUUAUAUAAACAAUAAACUAGAAUAACUUACACCGAUUUUAAAAAUAUAUAUAAAAUAUUUUUUUUUUAAUUUUCGAAUAAUAACAGAUUCAGAUUAGUGAUGACAAAAUUCACAUCAAAGGUGAGAUUAAAUAGGAAUGAAAUUAUCAAAAUGUGCAACGUUUUAAGAAAAAUGUUAAUAGAUUUUUUCGCCCAAAAUAUUCUCUUUCUUUAUUUUUUUGGCUGAUCCCAAAUAAAAGUAAUUUACCAAAUCAUUAUUUAUCUAACUAGUUAUGGCCCACCAAACAAUGUCAGGGGCAAUGCGUGAACUUCCCAUCUACUAACGUUAUUUGUCAAAACGUACAUUCACGUUAUGAGCUUUAUAAGAAUCCCAUUUAGUGCUGCCCCCCUCCCCCAUGAACGCCAUCACAUACUUUUUUUACGCCCCUGAACUAUAAAUGUAUUCAUAUUAUAAUGUCACCCCCUUUUACAACCCCAAGAUUUAUUACAUCAUAUUUAAAUUUCGACUUUAUUUCCGUAAGUCAAAAGAAACUAUUCCGCACCAAACACACUGACGUGCGCUAUUGUUAGGAAUCUCAUUUUGCGCAGCACUCGGGAUUAUUUUUGUAAAAAUCCCACACUGUUGAACUCAUCAUUACACCAUAGGCCUAGAUUCUUUCCUACGUCCAUAGGCCUAGAUUCUUUCCUACGUCCAUAUGCCUAGAUUCUUUCCUACGUCCAUAGGCCUAGAUUCUUUCCUACGUCCAUAGGCCUAGAUUCUUUCCAACGUCCAUAGGCCUAGAUUCUUUCCAACGUCCAUAGGCCUAGAUUCUUCCCUACGUCCAUAGGCCUAGAUUCUUUCCAACGUCCAUAGGCCUAGAUUCUUCCCUACGUCCAUAGGCCUAGAUUCUUUCCUACGUCCAUAUGCCUAGAUUCUUUCCUACGUCCAUAGGUCUAGAUUCUUCCCUACGUCCAUAUGCCUAGAUUCUUUCCUACGUAGAUACUGACUUGUAUUGAUUUGUAUUUAAUAAUUAAUGUAUUAGUAACUGCACAUUGUUUUGAAAUUAUUUUUUUUUUUAAUCUGAAAAAUAAUAAAUGAAACAAAAUGUUAAAUGUUCACAGGACAAUGCCUCCAACAAAUCACCCACACCAGAAUGGCGUUCAUGGCAGCAGGGAUUCUCAUGUCCCCAACGGUCGGCCCACGCCCAUGGAAGUAGAGAACGGGAACGGACUGACCAUCACAGCGUCACUAAGUGAAUCUCCUCGUUUUGCUAGAAGGAACCCGCCAGUCAGUUCAAAUGAGUGUGUUACCGUUAGUCCAAGGCCUGGGGAUCGACCAACUACACACAUGGUUCUCAAACAAGGCAACGGAGAACUGAAAGUUGUCGAGACUAGGCCCCACGCUGCAGUCAGUGGACAAGCUGGUGUCCUAGGAACCAUUACCAUUAGUGAGGCUAAUGAUAAUUUUCAAAUGUUUGUUAAAAACUUUUCUGACAGUAAAAGCUAUACAUUUGUGGUACAGAAAAGCUACGGAGUUGAGGAGCUGAUGGACAUGAUUUUUGAAAAAUUGCGCAUUCCUAAGGAUCAGCAACUUUUGACCUAUGGUGGCAAAAAUCUGGUGGUUGGAAUGACCCUUGCGCACUACGAUAUAAAAGAGAACUCCACUGUUUUUCUGACUGGGCGUCUUCGAGGUGGCUAGAAGAUAUGGAACAUGAAAUCACUCAACGAUAAGCCCUCAAAAUAUUACCAGUUGAGCCCCAGCAGCAGAAUGGCGCGGUAAAUGGACUGAACUAGUGAGAGAGCAAAACAAUUUGCGGAAACAUAAAAUCUAUCUUUUUUGUAUUGAAAUGAUUUGAAUGCUUAUUUGUAACUAAUGUGAUACAUAAUAAAAAUAACAUGAAAUGUAUUGCACAAUAACAUUGGACUUCGAAUGUGAUGCUGUUCUGUUAUUGUCAUGUAAUUUAGUUGCAAGAAUUUGGAUCCAGAGACUGAAAAGUCUGUGAUGAGACACUCUGCAGUAAUGUCAGCUCCUGGUGCCACAAUAUGCCAUGAGAGAACAUUCAUCUUAAGUUCCUCAAUUUGAUGAAUUGUAAAAUUUUAACAUAUACAUUGUUUUGCUCUAAUCUGAAGUGGAGUGAGCUUUACAAAAAAAAAAAAAAAAAAAAAAAAAAAAAAGAGAAUGGGCGGAGGAUAUGUUCUCUUUCUUUUAAUGAUAUUUUAAAUAUCAAGGACACAUGUCUGUGUGUGUGUGUGCGUGUGUGGAUGUGUGUGUAUGUAUGUGUGUGUCCACCCAUCCAAACCCUCACUGGAAUCCAUCACGACACUUGAACAUUUGAAACUUUGUAAACUUUAUUAAGGGCAACACGAAAAUGGCAGGAGUUGGUGUUUUUUUUUAAUGCAAAGUUUUAUAUAAUUGUUCAACUCUACACUUAUAGAUAUUAUUAAUAGGCCUAUAAGUCUUGAAUGGAUGCCUAGAAUAUUGUCUUAAUUUAUAAGCGAGGAUUUUUAGUUUGAUUUUUUUUUUUAUUUAUUUAUGUUUUGU
This is a messenger RNA of Lymnaea stagnalis (great pond snail), 2700 nucleotides long. NCBI's taxonomy places the organism in Eukaryota, Metazoa, Mollusca, Gastropoda, Lymnaeidae. The record is from the annotation of a GenBank genome assembly.